CUCUCCCAUAAUGCACUGCAGGCUUAGACUCCCUUCUUCCGGGUUUGAUCAAACUCCACGUGAGUGACAUCUCCACACAGUCCUGUCAACAAACCUGUGAUCAUGGAUGGACACGAGGACGAGGAGUUCGCGGUGUUUGUGGCUCUCCACGCCGGAGCCCUGCAGUCCUCGGGGAUACCCCAAAUCUACUGGAGGAGUCUCCAUCACAAAAUCACCAACGAGAUUUAUGAUGCUGGGGAAGUUUUCGGCAUCAUGCAGGUCCAACAAGAAGAGGACGCUGAAGAUGGAGAGAAUGAGGAGGAGGAGAAGAAGAAGAAGAAGGGCAAUCCUGGAGCUGUGAUCAGCUGUAAAGUGGUGGUGACCCGGGAGAGUGGGCUGCAGGCCUCAGAGCCAGACAGUGUCUUCCUGGUGGAUCACGCCUGGACGUACCACGUGGAGACUGCCCGUCAGCAGCUGGAGCAGGUCCCCGGCCUGCUGCCCAGAAUGGCCUCCCUCAUGGGGGUGGACUUCCAUGGCGAAGCCCCCGACCCAGACACAGUGGAGCUGGUGAUGGAGAGCAUGUGGAAGUACAACCAGACUUAUCACCUCUCCCAGGGGUCUGCAGAAGAGAAGGUCCCCGUGUGGUAUGUCAUGGAUGAGUUUGGCUCCCAGGUGCAGCACUGUGACCAGCCCACCUGUGGCAUGGCUCCCUUCUUUUACAUUCAAGGCCAGCUCGCCUACUCGGUGCUCUGGCCUCUGCAGGACAUGCAGGAAGGAGAUGAAGUCACCCGAGAUUACACAUAUGGAGAGACAGACCCCCUGGUGAGGCGGUGCCGUCUGUUACCUUGGGUUCCUGAUGAUCUAGAACAGGUCAGCUGUGUCACCGCAGAGCCCCCAGACUUGUAUUACGAGACCAUCGUACGGGAAAACAAGGAGCAGCUUCCUCUAGAAACUCAACCCUGUACUGUGCCCGAGGACAAAAUCCUCAAGGUUUACUCCCAAAUGUCUCAAGUAACAAACAACCUGACACACCCACGGUUCCAGAUGACCGAGGAAGAGGAGGAAGCUGACAUCAUCUGGAACUAUAAUCACAUCAAAGACUACAGGAAGCUAAGCGAGGAGCGGCCUCAUGUGAUGCUUAACCAGUUUCCCUGUGAGAGCAUUGUCACUGUGAAGGACUGCCUGGCUUCUGUGGCCCGCAGACUGAAAGGAGGCUCAGCACCUGAUUGGCUACCAGAGACCUUCAACCUCCAGACAGAGCUGCCACAGUUCAUCAAGCAUUAUCAUCUGAGACAUCAAAGGGGAGAGGACAACCACUGGAUCUGUAAGCCCUGGAACUUGGCCCGUGGACUGGACACACACAUCACCAACAAUCUGGACUACAUAAUUAGACAAAGAGAGAGUACACCAAAGGUGGUGUGUAAGUACCUUGAAGAUCCAGUGCUGUUCAGACGAGAGGAGGUGGGGAUGGUGAAGUUUGACAUCCGCUACAUGCUGAUGUUACGCUCUGUGCAGCCUCUGCGUCUCUAUGCUUACAAGGUCUUCUGGUUGCGUUUUGCUAAUAGACCUUUCUCCUUGGACCAUUUUGAUGAUUACCAAAAGCACUUCACCGUCAUGAACUAUGCAGAUGGUGUGGAGCUUAAGCAGGUGCACUAUGAUGAGUUCAUCCCCAUGUUUGAGGAGCAGUACCCACAGUAUCCAUGGAAGGAGGUGGAAGCGGAGUUGUUUAAAUCAUUCAGGGAACUCUUUGAGGCAGCUUCGUCUCGACCGGCUCCUUACGGUAUUUGUCAUUACCCAUCAUCCCGGGCGAUCUAUGCCGUAGACCUGAUGCUGAAGUGGAGUACAGGGCAAAAUGGUGAGCGGGUCAUGAAGCCUCAGAUCCUAGAGUUGAACUUCAGCCCAGACUGCGCCCGGGCCUGCCUCUACCACCCCUCCUUCUACAAUCACAUGUUUCAAACCCUGUUCCUGGAUCAGCCUGAGCAAUGCCCUGUCACACAGAUUGCAUGAUCAGCUCAACAGCACCAAAGUGUUUGCAGUUGUGUUUUUUUUUGUUCUUUUUUUACAGAGAAACUACUAGUGUUAUGAACCAGUGAUGGAAACCAAAACACCACUGUACAAAUAAGAAGCAAUAAAAACGUUGUUGGAUGAA
This is a messenger RNA of Larimichthys crocea (large yellow croaker), 2128 nucleotides long. RefSeq names its product tubulin tyrosine ligase-like family, member 12 (gene ttll12). Gene Ontology annotation, biological process: protein modification process. The transcript has 14 exons. The record is from RefSeq and is a predicted model, not a curated record. NCBI's taxonomy places the organism in Eukaryota, Metazoa, Chordata, Actinopteri, Sciaenidae. Gene Ontology annotation, cellular component: cytoplasm. Bases 103 to 1986 code for a protein of 627 amino acids.